This is a messenger RNA of Rhizoctonia solani, 2394 nucleotides long. Its product is annotated as Tc5 transposase DNA-binding domain protein. The record is from RefSeq and is a predicted model, not a curated record. Lineage: Eukaryota; Fungi; Basidiomycota; Agaricomycetes; Cantharellales; Ceratobasidiaceae. Gene Ontology annotation, molecular function: DNA binding. The transcript is spliced from 3 exons. The coding region runs from base 1 to 2394 and encodes 797 amino acids. Gene Ontology annotation, cellular component: nucleus.
AUGGCAGAGCAAUCAUUUGGAUACUACCCGCAUCCCUCCAGCUUCGACUCAUUCUCAAGUCUUCAGUAUAAUCAAUCGCCCUAUGAUACUGGAUAUAUUGGUCAUGACAACAACCCAUUUGCUGACACCAACUUUGUGGGUACUCAGCCGACUCCUCAGGACGAUGCUCCCAGCUGGUCGGGCUCUUUUUCUACUCCCCAGACGGACGGAAUAGCAUUCCAGCGACGGGGUGCAGUGUCAGAUGCCGUCCCUGAUCAAGCAAGUCCAGAAGCGAGUAAUGAUUCAGUACCUAAGGGCCUUCGAAUUGACACAAGUUGCGGUAGCGGCAACCUUGACCAACAUCACGUGCAAGAGGCCGCCACGAAUCUCGGCUCGCCAGUAAACAUUCGGCCCCAGCAUCUGAACUCCGCCACCACUCCCACUUCAUUCCCGUCUAGUCUGAACACUUACGAAACCUCCACGCCACCAACGACCUUGGACAUGAACCACCAACGAGGCACUCUGCCUCUGUCUCUCGCAAUGCCGCAGAAUUCACCGUAUUACAUCAGUCACCAAGGGAUGUACGAGAAUCAGCAGCUAUCGCACCCGCAUUCUGCUCAUCCUGGCCGACCUAACCAACAGCCAUCGAUGCAAGAUCAAUGUCAUUAUGGGCCUUCAAGUUCACCGCAGCUUCACAUGCAUUCAUUGUCCGCACCGCCUUACGGACCGCCAACUCAAAAUGGGUUUUCGAUUCCCUAUACCCCUUCCUCCAUCGCCUCUAGCUCCGUUCGGUCCGUUUCUCCCGCCAGUACGGCUGCCACCAGCGCCCAACCUUUGGAUUUCUCUGCCUAUGCUUCCCCAGUAGGAGAACAUGACACUGGCGCAGGUGAAUGCAUCGUGCCUGUCCCAUCACUAUCAACAUUAACCUUUGUGAAUGGUUCACCUCAUUCUUCCGCAGUCUCCGUACAUCUUUCUGCAACGCAUCAAUCAAACUCAUUGGUGACCAGCGGUCAUUCACAUCCGUCGAUUGCUCGAUCUUCCACGGUGGCACCGCGCCCGGGUAAUAAUCAUACUGGGUCUCCUAUCAGGCGACGUGCAAACAAGCAACGGUUAGACGAUGCGCGCCGAAAGGAAAUCUGUUCUUAUGCUCGCGAUCGGCCAAAAGCAAGGCAGGAAGAUAUUGCGAUCAAGUAUGGUGUGGAGCGCAGUACUAUUAGCAAGAUCCUCAAACACAAAGACAAAUGGUUAUCUUUGGACACGAACCCGAGGAAAUCCAUACCGGUGAAGCAUAGCCCUCCUGUAUGCAUUAGACCUUCCAAAUUCCCUGAAAUCGAGACCGAGCUACUCAAGUGGGUCAGGCAGUGCCAGGAGAAUGGUACCAAUAUUACCGAUACCCGCAUCAAGGCCAAGGCCAAGGAGUGUGCUGCGGAAAUCGGUUUGCCGGAGGGAAAGUUCAAAGCGUCGAGCGGGUGGAUUGAGAAUUUUAAGCUUCGCAAUAGCCUCACACGGCGGUCCCAGGAUGAGCGAGACCCAUCCCCUCAGCAUGAAUCAGGUGAAGACCUCGAGCAGAUGGACGAAGAUGAAACCAUGCCAACAUCGGCCUCUCAGACAACACAGCUCGAGGACAGCGAUAGCCACAACGCCGAUAGAGUUGAACAGAAUUCAUUCAAUUCUAUGACAACUGUCUCAACUGACCUGGACCAUGGUCUGAUGUCUCAGGACAACUCGUUCUCAACAUUCUCGACUGACCCAAUGUCCAACGCUACUCAGGACCUCAGCGCAUUUCAGUCAAACACCCCUCUGUCUUCUGCCGUUUCUUCAUUUGCUUCCUCUCCGUCCGCGACGCGACCCCAACGCGCGCUGAAUGACGGUGGUCUGAGAUCCCGGGCACACUCGCACUCGGUUGCCAUGAGGGCCGUGGGGCCGGCAAGCUCACCUCAAGUUGGUGUUUGUUCGAUUCAGCCGAUGUCUCCAGUGAGACUUGACAUGAGGUUUGCUGGCACUCCUACGAGCGCCGCCAUUCCUCGUUUCCCCAGCCCCUUGUCUGCGUCUACUUCGGUAUCUGGCAACGGAUUGGCUAUGGCUCAUAACGCUCGAUACUCCCCUAUAUCUCAAAAGCACUCGCGUCACCCAAGUGAUGCUUCUGCGUUCAGUUAUGAUGUUGCAUCGCAAGCGUCCACGGACAUAUCUAGUAUUGGGUCUUCGUUAUUCGAUGCUCCAUCACCUCAUCAGACGCUUGAAGCCCUUGACAUGGUCCUCAAGUACCUCGAGCAACCGCAGACCGCUGGAAUCGCUUCUCAAUUGGAUUGUAGGACCUUUAUUGCGGUCAGGGACCGACUGGCAGAGCGCCUUGUUCAAUCUCUACCUGCGUCAUCCGACUCGGAACCUCUCGGUCUCGACGGCGGCCUAGCCUGA